UAAAGGGAAACUAGAAUCCUUUGUUGACUGAAAGAGUGUUUCAUGUUUCAGUUUCUGACCUAGCCUUUUACCAUCAUUCUGGUCAAAUGUAUGGCUUUCUAACUAAUUGGCUGAACUGGGUCCUUUCAUGAUUUCUUCUAGAAUGGAUGUGUGAGUUAGUGCUCAAAAUAGAAAGGAACAUGUACCUCCCUCCUCCAAGGCCACCCUGGAAGGCUUCACUAGGGGUGUAAGCAGCACUCAGGCUACUAUCUUCCAGACUGGGUGUGUCAAGGAGCAGGCUUCUGGGAUAAGAUUGCCCAGAGGUGACUUGGCUUCUCAAAGGCCUGACGUGUAGCCUCUGCAGGCAGGCACUUCCACCAUGGCUGGGAGGCAGACUGAGUCACGUCUAGCCCCUGAUUGCCUACUGUCCUUGACUGACUGUAACCCAGAGUGAACAGAAAUGGAAACAGAGCCUUUCUUUGCUUGAACCUGAUUAACCUCAGGGACCCUCCCUACUCCUUGAAAGGGCAGAUGGAACCUUGUAUCUAGAAAGGGACAAGCCUAAGAGAUUCAGCUUCUUAGGCUUAUCUGCUUCAUGCUUUGUAGCAGACCCUGUCAGACUGGUGCAGGGAGCCGCAGAGUGGGUGGGAAGGGAAUCAUCAGGGUAACAGACACCCAGAAGUGCUGAUUGAAGGAAGCAAGAGGCGUGGCUCAGCCGGCUCCCAAGCCAUUGUUUCCUAAGGAGACUGAUGGAAAUCUGGCCAUCUGGGUGGGAUGAAGGAAGGAAGGAAGGAGGCAGAGCUGGUCUGGAUUUGGCUCUGCACUGGAGUUCAGAAGUAAGCACAUAACCCACAAACAGAGUGAAUGCCAUGUCUUUAGGGAGGGACUCUGGACUUGGGAAGGUGGCUAGGAAGGAGGCAAGGAAGCCCCACGGUGGGUGCGGGUAGGGGAGGAGGCAUGUCUGGCCUGGCAUCCAGUAGGAGUUUCCCCCAAACUUUAUAUUUUCAGGAGCCAGUGGUAGCAAAUAUGCACUUCCAUUUAUUGUCAUGCAGAGAUGUCAAAUUGAGAAUGAGAUAUCAACUUGUGAUUCUUGAGGAUCAAUUUUAAGUUCAGUGAUGAUGAUGUAUGAGUGGGCGCACAAGUGAAAAGAGACAAAAGGCCACAAAGGAUGUUCUCUGCCGUAUCAUUCCAGCCCUGAUAAGGGAUCCAGCCGCCGCCUCCAUCUCAGACGGAGACUGUGACGCCCGGGAGGGUGAGUCAGUAGCCAUGAAUUACAAACCAUCCCCGCUCCAAGUGAAGCUGGAGAAGCAGCGGGAGCUGGCCCGGAAGGGCUCCCUGAAGAAUGGCAGCAUGGGUAGCCCUGUCAACCAGCAACCCAAGAAGAACAAUGUCAUGGCCCGGACAAGGCUGGUCGUCCCUAAUAAAGGCUACUCCUCGCUUGACCAGAGCCCAGACGAGAAGCCACUGGUAGCCCUUGACACGGACAGCGAUGAUGACUUUGACAUGUCCAGAUAUUCCUCCUCUGGCUACUCCUCUGCUGAGCAGAUCAACCAAGAUUUGAACAUCCAGCUGCUGAAGGACGGCUACCGGUUAGAUGAGAUCCCUGACGACGAGGACCUGGACCUCAUCCCCCCAAAGUCCGUGAACCCCACCUGCAUGUGCUGCCAGGCCACGUCCUCCACCGCCUGCCACAUUCAGUAGCAGGCGGGGCCGCAGCGGCCGCCCGGGGCAGGGCCACCACGGGCCAGGUUGGACCGGGCAGGGGCCGACCCCUCCCCAGCUCAUCCGCCUGCCCCCGGCCCCCGUGCCCCCUAAAGUCGCCAACCUCGUAACAGUCAUUGCUUCCUCCUAUGGUAGGACGUGUACCUCUGUGUGUUCAUGGAGCCGGAGAAACCAAAACGGGGUCUCUCUCCACCCCGGGGGCGCUGAGGCAGGGUGGGGGUUGUUUGUUCAGUUACUUGGGGGACCUCACCCAGCCCCCCCCCCCUUCCCCAAAGCUGCAGUCCAGUCCAGGACUGGAUGGCAGGGAGGCCAACCAUAACGAGUAUGGGGAGGGAUCGGAAAGCCAGGGCUUGGCCCUGCCCCAUUGAAGCCAUGAAACCCUCAGCCCCAGCCUGAGUAGGAGAGUGGCUCCGAGGGAGAAAGGCCCAGGGCAGUGGGGCAGGGCCCAGCGCCUCGAGCCCCCUCCCCACGCCCCCUGCCGGCCCAUGUACCUAUUUGCAUUUUCCCCCUUCAGCUCCAGACGGGAAGCCUGGCAAAGCUGCCCAGCUGGAAUCCCCACCUCCAUCAGAUCACUGCCUCCUUCCUCUUCCUUGUUUUGCUCCAUUAGUCCCUCUGGGUUUCAGGGGAGGGAAAGGCUGGCCUCAGAGACUGGCCAUAAUUCGGGGUAGUAUAGUCAGUCUGUCCUCACCACCCCAACCAAUGCAACUCCCUUCCUGCCUCCACCCCCUCCCCACCUGCUUCUGUUCAUUGGUCUCUGUCCCAGGCUGGAAGCAGGAGGUAAGGCUGACCUCAAAUGCCCCCAUUCUCAUCUCCCUCCGGCCCAAGAUCCUGGAGGCCACUUCCCAGAAGCAAGCUUAGGAAACUGCAGUGACUGCAUGUUGUGUGGUAGAGAGCCGGGCAGGUGUGCAUGCCUCAGGCUGUCACGGAGUGUGUCUGUGUCUCUGCAUUGGGCCUGUCUCUCCAGAUGUCUAUUCCGGUUAUAGACAUGUGUCCACGGCGGGAUUAUGACUGUGUGGUCUGUUAACUGUGAGAGGCGGCACAUUUGUGUGAUGGACUAAGGGCCCAGGAUUGGAAGUCAGAAGGCUGGAUUCUGGUUGGAGCUCUGAAAGUCUCCCUGGGGCCUCCAGCAAGCCACUUGCCUUCUCCUGGCUUUAGUUCCCUCAACUGUCAAACGAGCAGCAGCUGAAAUGGUUUUUAAGAUCCUUUCAAACAUGAAGGAAUUUAUUCAUAGGCAUUUCUAUGGAGGUGUGUAAGGAAAUCUCUGUGUGCCUUUGAGGACGACUAGGGGCCUCCUGAUGUAUGCCCGUGUGCGGAGAGGGGCAAGUUCCAGUGGGAUGUGGGUAUGUGUGUGUGCAUGUGUUAUGGCGGGGGCGGGGGUAGCUAUUGUGUAUGUAGCUGUUUGCGGGGUCUGUGAGUCAGACUAUGCAUCCUUCUGCUGCUGUUGCUGGGUGAGGGGCGGGGUGCCAGAAAAGUGAAAGAUGAAAAAAGGGAAGAUGUGACCAAGGCCCUCCCCUGGCACUGGGGGAUGUAGAUCUGCCUCCAAAUAAAGAGAAAAGAAAGCAUAGAUAUCCUAAGCCUGCUCAGGCCUGUGCCCCUCAGAUUCCAUAUCCGUGCGCCAGGCUAUACAUGCCUCAUUCCUCCAUGCUGACAGCCCACACCCGCUCUUCCAUCCACUCUCACAUAUACCAUUCACAUGCUGCAGGCAUGUAAAGGCUACCCCCACAGUAUACUCUUGGGAUGCCAGUGCUGGAAGGUGGGUGCUAGAAGGGGAGUGGUGAGAAGAGCAUGACGUCCAGGGGCUGCCAAUACCAAAGUGUUGGGAUGCGGCUCUCCAACCCAGCGCCUUCAACCCACCCCCACUUCUGCUAGUGGAAGAGCCCUGGUUAGAUGUUGAGGAAAUGCCAAAGGGAGACAGAGACAGACAAGGCACUUGCAAUGCCCACAAGGCCCAUUCUGAAACCAUUUCUCCCAUUCUGGUCAGCAUUUCCGCCUCCAGAGCCAAGCCUCCCACUACCAUCACUACCCCAGGCUCCUUGACUCACCUUUAGGAACAUGGUGUCUCCUCUUUUCCAGGCAGGGCCCCUACUAGGGCUCAUUUUGACUGCUGCCUUUGCUGCUGACUUGCUGUGUGACUCUGACCCACUGCUCAACCUCUCUGGUCCUAGGGAACCAGAGAAAAGCUCCCUCCCCAGAGGACAUACCUAGUGCCCUGGCAAGCCAGGGCUUCUGACUGCGGCAGUAGACAGGUGGCAGAGAGAGGUAGACCCAGCACCUUCUGGGUCUAAGGAGAGUGUGUGGUCCCUUCUUCCCUGUCUGGGAGGUUGGAGGAGAGGAAUCGAGGCCUUAGCUUACCCCCCUGCCAACCUUCCCCCUUGUAGAUACUGCCUUAACAGUCCCUCAACCCUCAGCUCUGGCUGCCACCCAGCCAGGUUUCUCCGUGCUCACUAAUUUAUUUCCAGGAAGAUGUGUGGAAGACAUGAGCCGUGUAUAAUAUUUUUUUUAACAUUUCCAUCGCAGUAUUGACCAUCAUCCUUGGUUAUGUAUCGUGUAACACAAAUAAUGAUAUUAAAAGCAUCAAACAAGCCAGCCUCAGCUCCCUACCUGGGUGUGGGCAGUGGGCUGAGAAAGGGAGAGAAUCGAUGCUCUGAAAGCACAUUUCACCCUACCUCUACUCGGGGGUUCCUGGGCCAGGCCUGCCGCUGAUCUGCUGCGUGACUGCAGGUGAGUCACUUGACACCUCAGGAUCUUCGUCUCUUCACCAAAGUGUAACGCUUGGCCUAGACAUCUCCAGGGACUCCCUGGACUCUUGAAAAUUGGGCUCUUUGGAGGCUUGAGGCAGGCAGAGACCGGGGGGUAGGACCUCCACUCCGGGCUAAGUGAUAUCACAAUGGGCAGUACCCAUCCUGGAGGAGGA
Messenger RNA from Talpa occidentalis (Iberian mole), 4615 nucleotides. It is a transcript of the gene FAM219A, whose product is annotated as family with sequence similarity 219 member A. The record is from RefSeq and is a predicted model, not a curated record. NCBI's taxonomy places the organism in Eukaryota, Metazoa, Chordata, Mammalia, Eulipotyphla, Talpidae. The coding region runs from base 1105 to 1680 and encodes 191 amino acids. The transcript has 6 exons.